GUCCUGCUUGCUCACUGCCAACAACGACCAGCAGCAACCAGGCGCCCAGCAGACCCACGACCCAGCAACUGAGCUCCUGUAUCGCAAUGUGCUGUUUUAAGAGCAUCGGCAAGCACGACCAAUGAUGGCAGUGCCCAAGAACGCACGCUUGUCAACGAGCAACCCUGCUUCCUUGCUUCAUUUCCUGACAGCCUUCCCUCGUCUUCCCUCGUCUUGCUCGCUUCCAGGCUUCCUCCUCUCGCUUGCUUGGAUUUCAACUGCCGGCGGCUGGCAAUGUGAUGGUGGGACAUCCAUGCAUGCCGUUGACGUCACCCUCGUUCAUCAAAUGACACGCGCCCGCCGACCAACAUGAGUGACACACACACACACACACCACACACACACACACACACACACACACACACACACACACACACACACACACACACACACACACAAGCCAACUCAUCAACUGCACGCGUUCAAACCGCUCUUUGGCUGGGAACCCUGUUGCGUGCACACGCCUUUCGCUCGUGCUUCCCAUCCUUUGUUCAUGAAGCCUGAGGCACGCACUCUUUAUUUCUGCUUCCAUGUGCCAAAACCAACACCUCGCCGAGCUGGGCACAAGGAGUUCGUGCCGGAGUUCACACAGACAGCACACGCGUCCCUGCCACCUAGACCUACAGGCAUGGGUACGGUAUGUGUGCGUGCACUCCCCAAACACACACACGCACGAGUGCUGGUCAUGGGUGCUUGCGGGUUGGGCGGAGCGCCGCGUUCACCUGUUCACAGCGAGCCUGGGAAGAUCUGCGCACGCUCGUUUUUGUUGUGUGUGCGGGGUCUGUGUUUCAUUUUCUCCGUUCUCAGCUGGACCUGAACGUACAUGCGCAGCAUAAGCACACAUAGACGCUAGGCUCACCAUCAACGUCCUCCAUACACUCAACUAGGCGGCUUCUGCCUCUCUCUCUCUCUCCACCCUCUCUCGUUUCAGCUGCGGGCGGAGCCCUUCUGUACCGGAUAGCCGUGUGCCCUCACUCGCACCCCACCCCCCACCCUGAUACAACCAACCUAGUUAACAUUGGUGCGACAGCCCCCAACUCUCUGGUUUGAGGUGCGAGGCGAUCCCUUGCCAAGGCGGCCGCCUUCCUCUGUACCACAUUCCCCUUUCCCGCUUCCAUGACCUCAGCUACGAUGAGGAUCAUGCAGCGGCGCGGGCUUGCCCGGCCUAUCCAAUUGGUGGCCCUGCUACUCGGCCUCGUGUUGGCCGGUUCGCGCCUUCAGCUCGUUGCUGCCAGCAGCGCGUGUGCCAUGUACGGCGCAAACCAACAGGCCUGCCUCUCCGAUCCAAACUGCAAGCUCUCUGGGACCUGUUCCCCAGCGGAACUCAGUUGCGCCGGUGGUCUCCCCAUCCUGUGUGAGCUUUUGGCCGGUUGCCGAUGGGACCUCAACCAGGGCUGCUACGUUGACGCGCGCCAAUGCAACGCCAUCACGACGGAGUACGAGUGCACCAAAAACUCGCUGUGCGACUGGCAGCCAACGUGCACGGAUCGCUAUGCAUUUCUCCCCGCACCGCCAGCACCGCCAGCACCGCCAGCACCACCGGGCCCGAUUUCACCGGCAUGCCACCUUUACAGCGGCGAUUACGAUGCGUGCAUGAGUGACCCAAGGUGCGAGGCUACCCUGCACUGCGGCAGCGCUUUGCAGUGCCAGCACAACGAUGAGGUGGCCUGCAUGAGCGAGCCAGGCUGCCUGUGGGACGAACUGGGCCUCUGCCACCUCGUUGACGACGUCUGCUCCUUGUUCCUGAUUCGCGACCUGUGCUCCAUCAAUCCAGUGUGCAAGUGGUUCUCCAUGUGUCGCCCCGUACCGCGACCACCAGCGCCACCAACACCACCAGCCACCCGCCCACCACAAACAACAACACCAUCAAGGCCACCGACGCCACCGCCACCACCAUCGUGCCGCUCAGCCUACCGCAAGCAGGAUUGCCCCAAUCUGUGUGCACACCGCCGCUGCCUCGCACACCCAUCAGCCACGUGCGUGGUGGAGAACUGCGGCGUGUGUGCGGCCCACUUCUACGAUCGCCGCCAGCCAGCGUACGACAGCCGCGGACAGCCGAUUCCCGUCGACUGCACGCCCACAGACCGCUGCACAGGCAACUGCCGCCGCGAUUACGAGGCGUGCGAGCGCUACGGCCCUUGCAGAGAGGCCCUGUACCGCCUGUAUGACGCACGCAGCACAUAUGCCGGCUGCAACUACGCCUGCUACCAGAACAUCGCACCAAACCAGGACUACCAUGCACGUGCCAUGUUUGACGCGCUGUACUCGUGCCUUGGUGCGUGCGACGGACACGCGGGCAGGGGCCACCCACCCAACCCCAACAACAACGGCAACAACAACGGCAACCAUGGCCCACCCGCGUAUCACCCUGGCGUGUGCAGCCGGCCGCCGGCAACGGGGCCAUGUGAGGCCGCCAUCCCGCGCUGGUACUUCAACCCGCGCUCGCAGCAGUGCGAGCACUUCACGUACGGCGGCUGCGGCGGCAACGGCAACAACUUCGAGACCAAGCAGGCGUGCGAGCAGCGCUGUGCGGUGGGCGCGUGCUGCACCCGACGAAUCGUGCACGGGGAUGGCAAGGCGUACGGGUACGACCGGAACGGCUACGACCGCGACGGUUAUGAUCGCAACGGUGUUGCCCGAGAUGGGGAAACGCACCGCCCACGCUCGCACGCCCGCUUCUCCCGCGACACGUACAACGAGCACGGCCAGGACGAGCGCGGGUACGACGCGCGUGGCUGUGACGGCGCCGGAUACGAUGUCCGCGGAUACGACGACACGUACGCACGCGACGGCCAGCAGUACACGUACACGCGCGAACAGCAGUACGACGAGGACGGGCUGGACCGCACCGGCGUCGACAAGCACGGGUGCGAUGAGGACGGCUAUUCCUACGACGGGUACUAUUCCAAGGCAGAAUUCUCCUGCCGCCGCCUCACACGUUCGCAGUGCCAGGCACUCGAGCAGCCGGAGCAAGGGGUGGAGGUGGUGUCUUUUGCCCAGGGCAGGGCAUGCGCGGAGCGCCAUUGCGGCAACCCCAAGUGGGAGGCGCCACGCCAGUGCGUGUACGGCGGCAAGGCGUACGCGUACGGGCAGACGUUCACCUACGGCUGCCAGUCAUGCUUUUGCGCAACAGACGGCACUGUGUCGUGCCAGUGCACCGUGCAGCCGCGCCGUGAGAUUCGCGAUCUCACCCCGCAGGAGGUGACGGCGUUCAUUGGCGCCGUCAACAUGCUGUACCAGAGCGGCACGUGGACGUCGCUGGCGGAGGUCCACCUCAAUGCAGCGCCACAGGCGCACGGCAACCCGCGCUUCCUGCCCUGGCACCGGGAGUUCCUGAGCCAGGUCGAGAUGGCGCUGCGGGAGGUGAGCGGCAACUGCGACCUCGCCAUCCCCUACUGGGACUGGACAAUUGACGCCAUGUCGCCAGAGACGUCGCCCGUGUGGAACAUUGUUGGCGGGAACGGCAACGCCGCAGACUCGUGCAUUGUCACGGGGCCCUUUGCCCACUUUUCGCCCUGCAUUGAGCGCGACUGGGACGCGGGCUGGGCAAUCCCGUCGUUUGACGACGUCGCCGCCGUGCUUGCAAGCACGUCCUUCAUCGAUAUGGCCGCCAACUUGGAGGCCCUGCACGGCGACCUGCACAUGUUCGUCGGCGGCACCAUGAUCACAUACAUGUCCCCGUACGACCCCGUCUUCAUCAUGCACCACGCCUUUGUUGACAAGCUGUGGGAUGACUGGCAGACGGAGCUGGGCAACGGCCUGCAGUACCCGCAGAGCCUGCUGCACACCACCCUCGACCCCUUCCCGCGCACGCCCGCCGAUGUGCUGGACAGCGAGGCCCAGCUGUGUGUCACCUACCUCCCGCCGGGCGAGAACCCGCCCUGCGACGCCACGGCCUUUGGCGGCACACACGACACGGACGGCUACCACGCGGGCACCCCGCCCCCGCGCUACAACCGCGAUGGUUACGAUCGCGACGGCUACGACGUGUACGGGCGCGACCGUUACGGGCGCGACCGCAGCGGGCAGUACGUCACCGUCGACGCGAGCGAGAACGACGCGUACCCACCGUCCAUGUACGGGUUUGAUGCGCGCGGGUACGACGCGCACGGCUUUGAUGCGCAGGGCCUGGACGAGCGCGGGUGCGGCGUCGGCGGCGGCCACCCGCUGUACAUGCGCGACGUGUACCGCAUGCAGCGCGGCGUGUAUGAUGCAAUCAUUGCACGUCGCUUCCAGCGCAACCAGCGCACGUGUCGGCCGCGCCGCCCGCUGCCGCCGUGGUGGCGCGAGAUGAACUGGAUGGAGCGCGAUGAUGCCUACGGCCAGCGCGUGCACACCCACCAGCAGCAGGUGCAGUCCGAGUACAACCGCAACGCCGGGCGCUCGUACCGCCACCAAUACGACCGCCGACCACACGCGCACGUGCGUCACGACAUGUGUUUCAGCAACGGCGACUACCUGCACUGGCCCGGAUACAACGGCCACAGCGGCGAUGACGACGACGGCCAGUGGGUGUACGGUGACGCGCACCAGUGCCCGCCCGGCCAGACACAUGUGCAGUGCUUUGCCAAUCCCUGCGACAACGCGGUGUGCCCCGGCGACAGCACCGCCAUCUGUCGCGCCAACACGUGCGGCGGCUGCAAGGCGGAGUUCUACACCCCAGAUGGGCGGCGUGCGCGCUGCUACGGUGAUGGCACUUGCGGUGCUGCCGCGUGCCGCUACAACCCCUGCGCACAGGCCACCUGCCCAGCCAACCCGAACGCCGUGUGCGAGCCGGACGCGUGCAGGAGCUGCAAGCCCGUGUGGACAGACCCGUACUCAGGACAGCGCGUGCAGUGCGAGCCAGGCGACCCGUGCGAGAAGCAUGGGCAUUCGCCCGUGUGCUGCAAAGACGGCAAGACGUACGAUAACGCGUGCUACGCGGAACGCGCGGGAACGCACCCUGUCUAUGGAGGCAAGUGUGUGCGUUGUGAGGAAAAGUGCGAGAAGGACUACGACAGUGAUGAUGCCUGGGGCGACGACGAUGAUGACAUGCACCACCACUCACAUCCAGACAAGUAUUACGACGGCCACCAGCAUGGCCAUGGUCGCCACCGCCGCCACCGCAGGAGGGUGUGCGGCGCCGACGGCAAGACAUAUCCUUCUGCGUGUCAUGCGCGCUGCGCAGGCGUCAAGGUGGCGUACAGAGGCGCGUGCCAGACCAUCCCCAGGACGUGCGACGACGUAAACUUCUUCACAGCAAGGGACGAGGUGCGCCAGUACGUGUGCAAUACGCAGGCGCGGUGCAUGGACAACGAACCGCGAGGGCCAGACAACAGCUGCUACUGGGACGCAGAGACGCGCCGCUGCGGAUGCCAGCCAUCCGACCUCAUUUGCGUGGCACCAUUGCAGACGUGUGUUGUGUGCUGUGACAUUGACCUGCGCCUGUGCCUGUCCCUCGACGACCUCGACAUCCUGUCGUGCUGGCGCGCGUUUGUGCAGUGCAAGGUGGACUGCCAGCUGAACAUUCUGGGCAUUGUGGAGCUGGACCUGCAGGUGCAGCUGCGCCUGGCGCUGCUUGGGUCGCCGUCCAUGCUUGACUCGCGCCAGCUGAAGGACGCCCUUGUGCUGUCGAUUGGGCUGCCUGGCCUGAGCCACGACCACGUGGAUGUGCUUGAUGCAGUCACGUCCCUCAUUGGCCUGGAUGACGGCCGGCACAGGCGCGCAGACGAGAUGGUGGGCGGUGAGCAGCAUGACAGCGCGCUCCUCGGCGCCAGCAACGGGCCGGUUGGUGGCGUGGCAGAUGGGGUGGAGCUGUUGCUUGGCGUGCUGACUGACGAUCCCGUGGCCGUCAUCUCGCAGGUGCAGCAGGCCCUGACAGACGGCACGCUGCUGGAGCAGAUCACCUUGCUCGCAGGCAGCACAGAUGUCAGGAACACCUCCAACGUGGUGCUCACGGCCGAGCCAACCGUGAUUGAUGUGCGCACGUCAUCGUCGACAGCGCCAGCGCCCCCGCGAACAACACAGCCGCACACGACUGCACAGCCGCCAGGGCGAGCGCCAAACGGCGAGGACAGCACCACCAAACCGCCGUCGUCAUCGCCUCGUGGCAGCGGCAGCGGGGGCAAUGGCGGCCUGCCACUUGCAGCGAUUGUGGGCGCCGUUAUUGGCGGCCUUGCUCUUGUGGCCAUCGUUGUGUUUGCAGUCGUGGCUGCCAGGCGGCGAUCUGGUGGCGGCAGUGGCACUGGUGGACAUGACGGCAGUGGCGGUGGUCAUCAGGCUGUUUCACGCAGUGGGCCCACCACCAUCUAAAAUCACAGCGUGUUUGUGUGUGUGUGUGUGUGUGUGUGUGUGUGUGUGUGUGUGUGUGUGUGUG
Salpingoeca rosetta is the source of this 6394-nucleotide messenger RNA. RefSeq names its product kunitz protease inhibitor 1. The record is from RefSeq and is a predicted model, not a curated record. Lineage: Eukaryota; Choanoflagellata; Craspedida; Salpingoecidae. The coding region runs from base 1156 to 6330 and encodes 1724 amino acids. The transcript is spliced from 5 exons. Gene Ontology annotation, molecular function: oxidoreductase activity; serine-type endopeptidase inhibitor activity; protein binding.